AUGAAUAUUUUAAAUAUCAAAUCAUUAUCGUUAAUAUUAUUAGUGUUUAGCAGUACCGCCUACUCUCAAAAUGGUUUAUCACCUUGUGGAGUUGCAUCUGCUAUAUGGAAUGCUCAAUACUCGAGUUGGUCCGAUGGACAAGGUGCCUGUACGUUACCAAAGCCUACUGAUAUAGGUGUAGCCGGACUGAACACCAACUACUUCUCAAAACUAACUGGAUCUGGAAUGUGUGGCGCUUGUUUCAACUUAACUGGCCCUGCUGGAUCCACAAUUGUUAAGGUUGUUGACAGUUGUAACUCAGUGGACCUUUGUCUUCAGACUCAACAUGCUCAUUUUAUCGUAUCACCAGAGGACUAUUUCAAGAUCAAUGGUGAGAAUAAGGCCACUAUGUAUAACGUUGGCUAUCAACUCGUCACCUGCCCAGCCCUUGAUGACUUCAAAGUUACCUUGAGCGGUGCCACCGAUACCAAUGAUUUCACUUACUACUUCAGCGCCACAAUCAGUGGUUUCACCGUCCCAAUCAAGACUGUUGAGGUCACUGUAGGUGGGGUCUACUCAUCGAUGAAGUACCAAGGUGGAAUAUGGGUCUGGAACAAAGUUAACACAGGAUUUACCUUUCCCUCAACAAUGAGGAUAACAACUCAAACAAUGCAACAAAUUCUGUUCUCUGCUCAAUCCGGCUCAAGAGUUCUUCCAAACUUUAAUCAGACAGCAAUCCAGGACACCUGCCCCAUGCCAGUAACACCUACCUACAUCUACCAGAAUGCCCUUGCAGCAGGUUGGGUCGAUGGAAGUUGGUUCGCAGUGGAGAGCAAUCUAAAGGACCACACAAUAUCAUCAGGAGCUAACAUUCUAAAGGGACUAUCACCAUGGGGAGGAGUCAAGUUGAUCAACGCAGAGCAGUUCUCCACAGUUGGUCUAAAGUACUUGGUAUUCGACGCCUUGUCAAACAUUUCCAAUGCCCAAGUGACAAUCUUCUUCCAGGGUGACCACAACUCUACCGUUGUUUUGGAGUCUGAAACAUUUGCCUCGUACAACGUCUCUGUCAAGGAUCUGAUUGUGUCUACUGAUGACCUUGUUAACUCAAUAUCUUUCCAGAACAACCAGCCCACAUCCAUCAAGCUCCUUCUGGCCAACAUCAGAUGGGUAUAUGAGACCAAUGUUACAGUUCCUCCAGGAGUAGUGACUAUCCCCGUGAUCAAACCAUCUACCUCUACUACCGCUGGUUCGACCUCUGGAUCAGCAGGAGCAACUACCACAGCUGACAUUACUACUGCGUCGACCACUGCCUCAAUGACCACAACUACUGGUGAUGUAGAGGGAUCCAAUCCAAGUGGAUCAUCACAAGAGGGAUCUUCUUCUGGACAUCACUUGUCCCCUGUUGCUUUAUUGUGGAUGGUAUCAAUGUUGUUGACAUCAGCAUUGAUGUAA
This is a messenger RNA of Acytostelium subglobosum LB1, 1431 nucleotides long. RefSeq lists its product as hypothetical. The transcript is spliced from 2 exons. The coding region runs from base 1 to 1431 and encodes 476 amino acids. The record is from RefSeq and is a predicted model, not a curated record. Lineage: Eukaryota; Evosea; Eumycetozoa; Acytosteliales; Acytosteliaceae.